Maylandia zebra (zebra mbuna) is the source of this 4306-nucleotide messenger RNA. It is a transcript of the gene gnsa, whose product is annotated as glucosamine (N-acetyl)-6-sulfatase a. Lineage: Eukaryota; Metazoa; Chordata; Actinopteri; Cichliformes; Cichlidae. Gene Ontology annotation, molecular function: glycosaminoglycan binding; N-acetylglucosamine-6-sulfatase activity. Gene Ontology annotation, biological process: glycosaminoglycan metabolic process. The record is from RefSeq and is a predicted model, not a curated record.
CUUCCGUACACCACGUGGCCAGCAAACAGGGAAGCGUUGAGUCAGGGUUGAGCUCGUGCCUGUGUUUUUGCCGUCACGGAGGAGCGGCCUCUCCAUUUCACGCUGUUAUAAGGCGCAACGUGGAUGGUAGAGACACUCUCCUUCAGAAGUUUGUAGCUGGAUGAAGAAAAUGGGCUCUUUUCGCUGCUCCGGGCCGAAGAUGUUCAGCUUUCUCCUGAUCUGCGUCACUUUGUGGAGCCACCUAAGCGGGAGCAGCGGGGCCAGCUCUUCCCGGAGACCUAACAUCGUUCUGAUCCUCACCGACGACCUGGACGUCGCUAUCGGGGGUCUGAAUCCACUGAACAAGACGAAAAAACUCAUUGGUGACGCAGGGAUGACCUUCACAAACGCAUUUGUUGCCAGCCCGCUCUGCUGCCCCAGUCGUGCCAGCAUCUUGACGGGGAAAUACCCCCACAACCACCACGUCAUCAACAACACCUUGGAUGGAAACUGUAGCAGCAAAGCCUGGCAGAAGAGCGAGGAGCCGCACACCUUCCCCGCCUUACUGAAGGCCUCCGCUGGCUACCAGACAUUCUUUGCUGGGAAAUAUCUCAACCAGUAUGGGCACUCGGAAGCUGGUGGAGUGGAGCACAUUCCUCCAGGUUGGAGUUACUGGGUCGGGCUGGAUAAAAACUCUAAAUACUACAACUACACACUAUCAGUGAAUGGGAAGGCUCAGAAGCACGGAGCCGACUACAGCAAAGAUUACCUGACAGAUCUACUGGCCAACAUGUCUCUAGACUUCCUCCAGUAUAAAACCAGCUACCAGCCGUUCUUCAUGAUGGUGUCCACGCCGGCCCCCCACUCCCCCUGGACAGCAGCACCUCAGUACCAGAAACGCUUCAACAACACCAAAGCUCCCCGAGAUCCCAACUUCAACGUCCACGGGAAGGACAAACACUGGUUGAUCAGACAGGCUAAAACUCCCAUGUCAAACUCCUCCAUUCGGUUUCUGGAUGAUGCCUUCAGGGGACGGUGGCAAACGUUACUGUCAGUGGACGACCUGGUGGAGAAAAUAGUGAAGAGGUUGGAGGUCAGAGGUGAACUGAACAAUACCUACAUCUUCUUUACUUCUGAUAAUGGAUAUCACACAGGUCAGUUCUCUCUCCCAGUGGAUAAAAGGCAGCUGUAUGAGUUUGACAUCAGAGUUCCUCUCAUGGUCAGAGGACCAAAUAUCAAACCCAACCAGACCAGCCAGAUGUUGGUAGCGAACGUUGACCUUGGCCCGACCAUCCUGGACAUCGCCGGGUACAACGUCAACAAGACCCAAAUGGACGGCAUGUCGUUUCUGCCAAUUAUGGAGGGGAAGAUGAACGGCAGCAGUUGGAGAACAGACAUCCUGGUGGAGUACGAAGGCGAGGGCAGGAACAAGUCGGACCCUGCCUGCCCGCUACUGGGUCCCGGAGUGUCGGAGUGUUUCCCAGACUGUGUGUGUGAGGACUCUUACAACAACACUUACGCCUGUGUGCGCACCAUCGCCCGCUCUUCCAACCUGCAGUACUGCGAAUUUGAUGACAAUGAGGUUUUCGUAGAAGUCUACAACGUGACUGCAGACCCGUACCAGCUGACCAACAUUGCAAAAACCAUUGACAAGGAAGUCCUGGAGAAGAUGAACCACCGGCUGAUGAUGCUGCAGUCCUGCUCCGCACAGUCAUGUCGGACACCCGGCGUGUACGAUCCGAGGUAUAAAUUUGACCCACGGCAAAUGUUUACCAGCCACAGCUGGAGGCUCAGCAGACUCAGGCAGACAGUGAAGUAGGAAGACUGCGAAGGAUGUGGGGAAGCUGGGGAAGAAAGGCUGCGUUGAGUGAUGUAUUCAGCCUUUCCUGAUGUUGUUGCCUUGUUGUCGGGCCUCCUGAGCCAGUCUCUUUGUAAGAUGAGGAUGGAGAAGGGAUCAGGUGGGGGUCAUAUUAUGGCGCUGCUGGAAGAUAGGAGGCCCACCUUUUAAACUGUCUGUUUGGACUGCUUUUCAAUUAUUUUGUCAGUAGGUGUGAAAGAGAGCCAGAUUAUUCAGAACUGAUUUACACGAGGCAAGCCAUGAAUUAAAACCCUGUUUUCAUAUAAGCCUUACUUUGCACUGAACAUAUCACUUUAAUUCCUUUCAACUACUCACUCUUCUAAAUGUUUAAUUUAUGGUUGAACACUUGAAUUUAUCAGAGAAAGCUACAGAGCCCUUACUUUCCCAUUAGGUGUGACUGUUUUUCCCCCCCUAUCUCAUGCACUCAUUUUAAAUUUUACUAUAAAUUCACUUAUAUGACUUUGCUCACUGUGAGUGGCAUAAACUGCAGUUCCUCUAAUGGCCACUUGAGGGUGGCUUCAAAAGUGAGGCAGUCCCAAUAGAUUCCCCAUGUUAAAAUGUCAAACUUAGCACUAGAAAUAAACACAUUUACAGGCUGCUACAAAAAGCAGUUCUGGUCUUUACCGUUAAUCUAACUCUUCAUAACAACUGUAAGGUAGUUUAAUUUAAAAAUAACCCAUUUAUUUUAGUUAUAUUAUGGUAUAAGGAUUAUAUGAUCAGGCCCUCUUUAACUGGUGGAUGCCAGCAUAGAUUUACUUCAGGUACUUUGAGUAACUAAACCGGAAUUUCAACUUUAUUUUUAAUGCCUUUGUUCAUUGUAGUUGUUUGACAAAUAAUGUGACCUGCUGUGUAGUUAAUGAUACAAAAGUCUGUCCAAGAAGUUUCUACUCCAAUUUUAGUUGUUGUUGUUUUGGGGUUUGUUUUCUUUUUUUUAUUUUGCACCAAUUAGUAAACUUGUUUCUAUUCAAAGCAGUAAUCUAAUCAAUGGAGCCAUCUGCGUAAAACUAGAAAACAGACUAGACAGUAUUUUUUUUUCCUUACAAUAUUUCCCCUGAGUAAAAACAAGUGCUGACGUUAGCUGAAAACUUAGGUUCAUCUCCAGUCAAGACCAAUCUUGCAAACCACUACCUAACACCGUAAAACUUUCUUAGGUCAAACUAAAACUUUUUUAGCAGAUUUUUCUCCGUUAUACUACAGCUGUAUGCAUUCAUUACAGACACGUAGGAGUUUAUAAUAAAUAAUCCUGUGCGCACGAUAAGGAAAUGGCACCUUAAGGGACUCUAGGGGCUCUGCAGAAAGUUGUACUUGAAAUACUUCGGCAAAUACAAGCUCUAAACUGCAAACAAGGCUCCACUUUAAGAUUUUCGUAAACAGUUCAUGUAUUCAGGUUAAUUUUAUCAGGUUUAGAGCAAAGUUCUCAGAGCAAAAGAGGUUCCUCUGACAGGCCGAAACAAAUAGAUCUUACAAUUAUUUAGCAAGUAAAUUUUAAAUUAUCAGAAUUAUACGACUGAUUAAUCAACUCAAGUUCAAGCCACAGUCACAUUACCCUCUCAAGUUGCCCUGCACAUCCUCCUGUGAUGAAGGUAGCAAACAAAAUUUGAUCAUUUCAGUCUCCCAGGUUUUAUAUGGUAACUCUAACACGAUCCCCCUUCCCAAUUUAGCACAAUGUCCAAGAUAAACGACGAGUGUUUGUUUUUGAGAGAUUACACAAAACAAAAAACUUUUAAUUUUAAUUAAUAAGGGUUUUUUUAAAUUAAAAAUAAGAGUUUGCUGACAUUAUUCUGCCGACCCCUCAAUUAAACUCCGAUUGAAUCCUUGGCACAAGACGAGAUAUGCCACAGGUUGCCAAAAAUAGGAGGACAGCAAGUCAGAUGUAGCAACAGUACAGAGCAUCCUGUAAUCUUUCAAAAUAAAAGACCGUGCACCAAACAACCCUUCCAAAACCAUCCUAGUGGGGAAAAGAUGGAGCAAAACUACAUUUCUGAUGCACUUCUCAAACUUGAGACACACAAAUUCAUGGCCUACGUGAACUGAAAACAUUGUGCUGAUGUUCAAACUUGUAAAAUUUAUGUUCAGUAAGAUGUGUGCAGAUCACUCUGAGGUGGAAACCUCAGAGGGAAAAUGCUAAACAUCUGUUUUUAAAACAGACUGCGUGUCAUGUUGACUGAGAACCGAAAAGACUUUCCCAUGUUCUACUGUCUUGUUACUCUUUAAUAAUAUUAUUGUGUUCAUGUAUUGCCUCUUGCUCUGUAUUCAAAAAACUGGACUGAAUUCACGUGAUCAUCGAAAUCCUCCACUGGACUGUUUUGCUGCCUCCCCCAUACAACUGAUCACUGAUCGUAUCUUGGACUCACUGAUGCACUUUCCGCUCUGUCAGAACAGUUCAGUCGUUUUGGCACCCUUGAGUAGUUUUUGAUUAUGUAUUUUUGGCUUGUGUUUUUGUCCAAAUAAAGAUCUAUUCUAAAGCAA